AUGCAGCAACUACUUGCAGGAGUGGACACACCACCACCAUGUCGAAGCAGUAUGCAACGCACAUCUAACAGAGUAGCAGCUGAAAUGGUCAAACUCAAUAAAACAGACAUGGCACAGAAACUUGAACAAGUCAAAGAAGUCAACAGAAAGAGAGGUGUACCAGAAAAUGAAAUUAACAUAACUGUGGAUGCUCGAUACAACAGCAACACAAUUGUUAGUAAAAAGAAGCCCGGUCAGAAUGCCACUCAAGUAUUCGCACUUGGUAUUGAAACAAUGACAGACAGAAAGUUUAUUGUAGCUGCUGUUGUGCAGAAUAAGAUGUGUUGGAAAGGGGCUUGGCUUAGAGGUAAAGGCUUUCCAAUAGAAUGUCCAGGCCAUGAAGACUGUACAGCAAAUUUAAACAGAGCUGCUUCCCUGUCAGAGUAUGAGCUGGGAAAAGAGAUUGGAAACCAGCUAGGACUACAGAAAUUUCUUGUAAGGUAUGUGACCACAGAUGGAGAUGGACGUUCAGCUAGAGGUAUUGAAGAUGCCAUUAAAGCUCUCGAACCAAUGUGGAAGGUAGAAAGACUGGCAGAUCCAGUACAUUUGGGACAGUCUCAAUUCAGGGCCUCUAAUCGAGCUCAAUACAGUACGGGAAUGUUUCAUGGAAAACAAAAGAGGAAAAUGGACAACUGA
Messenger RNA from Mytilus californianus (California mussel), 675 nucleotides. RefSeq lists its product as uncharacterized. NCBI's taxonomy places the organism in Eukaryota, Metazoa, Mollusca, Bivalvia, Mytilida, Mytilidae. Bases 1 to 675 code for a protein of 224 amino acids. The record is from RefSeq and is a predicted model, not a curated record. The transcript has a single exon.